Messenger RNA from Naegleria gruberi, 604 nucleotides. Its product is annotated as differentiation-specific protein 35-2. The record is from RefSeq and is a predicted model, not a curated record. Bases 7 to 498 code for a protein of 163 amino acids. Lineage: Eukaryota; Heterolobosea; Eutetramitea; Acrasida; Naegleriidae. The transcript has 2 exons.
AAAAAAAUGAACAACAAGACUAUCGUUCCAGCCAUGAGACAACUCGCUACUUUGAUCAAGAAACACCCAAAUGCUAAGAUCAUGAUUGCCCCAACCACCAGAAAUCUCCACAAGCAACACAAGACUCCAGGUUUCUUUGAUCAAGUCUCUGGUAUCUAUGCUACAACUGGACACAAAUUAGACAUGAAGCCAUUCGAAUUCAGAGAAGGUGAACCAUUGUGGUACUCUAACUUCUUGGGUGGUAUCAUUAUCUCCGUCCCAGUCGCUAUGGGCUUCUUUGCUUGUUUCUUCAGUUUGUUCUGGUACACUUUCUUCGAUUCACAAACUACUCUCGGUAGAUCCAACCCACAUCCAUUCCUCAGCAUUAAGAAUGGUUCUGAUUCUCAAGCUACUAUUAACCCACUCUUCAGAUUCUGUUACCCUUAUGGUCCACAAGCUUCUGACUUUAAGAUGCUUUUCUGGAAUGAAUUGAACAAGGCCAAGAAGCACGAACUCUAAUUUCAUCAACUACUAUAGUACUAAUUGUAUAAUUCUAAAAACGGGCCCCCUAAAAUAAACAGUAAUUAAUAAGGGUGUUAUACUGAACAUACGGCUCUAGCUCUUU